UUCCUUUCAGUGUGAUCAAGGCUACUCUCUGAAGGGUAAUGAAUACAUAACGUGUAUGCCAGGGCCCGUCAGACGAUGGAAUUACCCCGUACCUCUGUGCUUAGCUCAGUGCGGAGGCUCUAUGACAGACUUCAGUGGUGUGAUCCUGAGUCCAGGCUUCCCAGGGAAUUACCUCAGCAGUCUGGACUGUAGCUGGAGCGUACAGCUCCCCGUAGGCUUCGGCAUUCACCUGCAGUUUCUAAACUUCUCUACCGAAGCGGUGCAUGACUAUCUGGAGGUGCUCAGCGGGAGUUUGGAGACGGGUUCUGUGAUUGACAGGUUCAGUGGGUCCGUUGUGCCCGGCUCUCUGUUCAGCACCACACAUGAAACCAGCUUCUUGUUCCACAGUGACUACUCCCAGAACAAACCGGGCUUCCACAUCAUCUACGAGGCCUAUGAGCUCCAGCGCUGCCCAGACCCGAGGCCGUUCCGUAACGGCGUGGUGAUAGGCCGAGACCUCGGGGUGGGCCUGACCAUCUCGUUUGAAUGCCUGCCAGGUUACACCCUGAUAGGAGAGGUCUCACUCACCUGCCUGCAUGGGGUCAGCAGAAACUGGAACUACCCUGUACCAUGCUGUGAGGCCCAGUGUGGUGGUAAUAUAACGUCUCUGAACGGGACCAUCUAUUCUCCCGACCACCCAGCAGAGUACCCUAACUUCCAGGACUGUCUGUGGAGUGUACGGGUUCCCCCAGGGAAUGGCAUCUGCAUCAACUUCACCGUUCUCAACACUGAACCCAUCUACGACUACAUCACCGUCUGGGACGGCCCUGACCAAGGAUCUCCUCAGAUUGGUCAGUUCAGUGGGAACACGCCCCAGAAAGAGGUCUAUACCACAGCCAAUCAUGUCCUCAUCAAGUUCCACAGUGAUUUCAGCACCAGUGGGUUCUUUGUACUUAGUUACCAUGCAUACCAACUGAGAGUGUGUCAGUCUCCUCCAGCUGUUGCCCACGCAGAAGUCCUCACAGAACAUGACGAGUUUGAAAUAGGGGACAUUAUCCGGUACCAGUGCCUGCCAGGGUUCACCCUGCUGGGCUCGGAGAUCCUGACGUGCAGGCUGGGGGAGAGGCUCCAGAUGGACGGCCCUCCACCUCUCUGCCAAGUACAAUGUCCUGCUAACGAGGUCCGCUUUGACUCCACGGGGGUGAUCCUGAGUCCCGGCUACCCAGACAGUUACCACAACCUCCAGACGUGUUCCUGGCUCAUCAACGUAGAGAAGGGCUACAACGUCACCCUCCACUUCCAGCUCUUCCAGACUGAGAAGGAGUUUGACAUCCUGGAAAUAUUUGACGCCAGAGCCUGGCGUCCAGUACAUGUUUCUGUGUCUCAGCGUUAUGACAUCACCACGCCCUUUAACCUCACGACCUCUGGUCAUCAGUUGCUUCUGCGCUGGUCGUCUGACCACGGCACCAACAGGAAGGGCUUCCACGUCAGAUAUGUGGGUCCUAACAUCUACCAUCCCUGGGUGACAUCACCACGUCCAUCGACCUCUGGUCAUCAGGCUUCUGCCAACCACGGCACCAACAGCCUCAGUAUGUGGCAAUGUACUGCAGUACUCCAGACUCCCCAGCAGGGUUUUGUAGUGAGCCAGACAGGAGGGCAUCUCAACAGUGUGGUGCGUUGGGGCUGUGACCGGGGCUACCGGCUUAUUGGAAAGGCCACAGCUGUCUGUAAGAAGACGGCCUUUGGGUAUUAUACCUGGGACUCAACGGUACCUGCAUGUCAAGACUUUGGCUCCCAGACUUUGGCUCCCAGACUUUGGCUCCCAGACUGGGUCCCAGACUUUGGCUCCCAGACUUUGGCUCCCAGACUGGGUCCCAGACUUUGGCUCCCAGACUUUGGCUCCCAGACUUUGGCUCCCAGACUUUGGCUCCCAGACUUUGGCUCCCAGACUUUGGCUCCCAGACUUUGGCUCCCAGACUGGGUCCCAGACUUUGGCUCCCAGACGCCGUUCUAA
This is a messenger RNA of Oncorhynchus gorbuscha (pink salmon), 1993 nucleotides long. RefSeq names its product CUB and sushi domain-containing protein 3-like. The transcript is spliced from 14 exons. NCBI's taxonomy places the organism in Eukaryota, Metazoa, Chordata, Actinopteri, Salmoniformes, Salmonidae. Bases 56 to 1993 code for a protein of 645 amino acids. The record is from RefSeq and is a predicted model, not a curated record.